This is a messenger RNA of Durusdinium trenchii, 1659 nucleotides long. The record is from the annotation of a GenBank genome assembly. NCBI's taxonomy places the organism in Eukaryota, Dinophyceae, Suessiales, Symbiodiniaceae.
AUGGGCUGCAGCUCCUCUGCCGGUCGAGGCACCAAUGCUCAACACGACGUCUGCGUGACCUGCGCCUCGCCGGUGCUGGCGCCCGAGGACUUCGCGCCUUUCUUCGGAGAUUGGAUCAUGAAGGCCUGUGCAGAGAUGAAGCUGAGCUGUAUCUCCUCUCGCCCACAGCUGGGGCCGGAGCUGCCGAAGGCGGGCUCGCGCUUGGAGAGGCAACUGAGGGCGGCGAUUUUGAACAGCAAAGUCGCAGUUUGUAUCCUCAACAUGACCAAAGGCUGCGAGAUGCCGCCCCCCGGCAUCAAGGCCGAGGUCACUUGGGCAUCCCAACGGAACAUACCAGUGGUCCCCUUCUACGAUGCCGACCGCUAUGACUGGAAGGAGGCGGCCACGUGGAAGGUGGAGAUACCCAUCUGCUUCCGCUGGGGCUUGGGCCCGGUUCGCUACAAGCGACAAGCGCACGAGGAGGCCAAGGAACAGCUGCGCGCAGCGCUGCGAGCAGCAAUGAAGGACCUGGAAUUCCGGGGCUCUACGCAGGAACAGGAACAGAAGGAGCAGCAACGUCUGCAGCAGGUGGCACAAAGCCUCGGCGGCGGCGCUGAGGGCGGCGGCGAGUUCAGCCGCGCCGAGCUGCGGCUCCGCGAGGCGCGGCACAGCUCCAGCGCCUCGCAGGAAGCGGCGGCCCGACGAGCGGCACUGGUGGCGGAGGAGGCGGACUUGGAGGAUGUGGCAUUGGGGCUGGACCGGAGCGACUUCGAGCGCGCCGGGCUGGUGCCGCAACGCCUGGAGCGCACCAACUCCAUGCGGGACAUCAACCUGGACAGCGCGCUGGCGAUUCUGGCACGCGGGGCCGCGCAAACGCGCGAUCCUUUGGCUGCACGCGAGGGCGGUUGCCAGCUACAGUUGAUCUCCGAGGACGUGAAUCAAGAACUGCUUCAAGGUGGCGACCCCAAGCACCGGAUCCUGGCGCCGGUGAAGGGCAUCCUGAGAAAGGCCAAGGGCGUCGCGGCCGGAGGCGCCGGAGGUCUCCCCAGCGGCACGGUGAAGCAGCUCCGUUUGAGCCCCGAGGCCUUGGAGCAGCGACGGUUUCGCUUCAGCGUUCAACUGCUGCAGAAUCACUUGGACCAGUUGCAGACAGAUGAUGUCCAUGAGCUCAUCACGGUGCUGAAGUGCCUCCAGGGUGGUGAACAACCCUUGGUGCUGCGCUCGCUGAGGCUCCUGAAAGCUUUCCUGGAAGCACAUGUCGUCCUUCAUGAUCGUGCCCUGCAGCAGGGCCUGAUUGAAUCCGUUGUUGAUGUGAUGCGGCAGCAGGCGGAGGUGGACGUGCUCACCUUGGGCGUGGCCUGUUUGAGCGCAGUCCUGCGCGGCGCGGCGCAGCGGGGGAUGCUCGGCCCAGAGGCCUUGAACUUCUGCGGGCGCAGCGAGGUACCUCCACUGGCGCAGGAGGAUCUGGUCACGAGCAUCUCCAAGAGCGGCGGCGUUCCUGCCAUCCUUGACGGCAUGCGGCGCUUCCCCGCCUGUGAGGGCCUGGUGGAGAAGGGUUGUCUCUGCGUGGUGCUCUUAACUUCGGGCACCGAGGACAACAAGGCAGACGCCGGGCAGGGGCACCGUGUUCGAACCGUGCGAACGGUGCGAACCGUGCGAAACCCAGCGAAAAACCUUUGA